Molecule: messenger RNA, 1451 nt
Organism: Quercus lobata
Lineage: Eukaryota; Viridiplantae; Streptophyta; Magnoliopsida; Fagales; Fagaceae
Product: 4-hydroxy-tetrahydrodipicolinate reductase 2, chloroplastic-like
Exons: 9
Coding region: 132-1139 (335 amino acids)
Cellular component (GO): chloroplast stroma
Molecular function (GO): 4-hydroxy-tetrahydrodipicolinate reductase activity; NADPH binding
Source: RefSeq, a predicted model, not a curated record
AUUCUUUUUUUAAUUUUUUUGGUUCGUUUGAGUCUAACACAGUGACACACACACACAGUAGGACUCUUUUCUCUGAUUCUCUCUCUUUCAACCAAAUUUCAGCCCUUCCUUCGUUCGGGGUUAAAGGGAGAAUGGUGUCCUUGCUUAAAGUGAACCAUCAGCAACACUUUGCGGUUUUCUCCAGUGGUAUUAGACCCAACAACAGGACCUUUCAUCGCAAGUCAUCUUUCAUCUCAAUGUCUUCCAGGUCACCCACAACAAUUCAACAUCUUCACAAUACAGUGUCAUCAUCUUCGAAUCACAACCUCGACAUUCCCAUCAUGGUAAAUGGUUGUUCAGGGAAAAUGGGGAAAGCUGUUAUCAAAGCAGCAGAUUCUGCAGGACUUAAUAUUAUGCCUCUAUCAUUUGGCUCUGCAGUGGAGAAUGGAAAAACUGUGCAGGUGUGUGGGAAGGAUAUUCUCAUACAUGGUCCUGAUGAUAGAGAAAAUGUUCUUGCAUCUGUCUUUGAUGAACAUCCAAAUUUAGUUGUUGUGGACUACACCGUGCCGUCUGCAGUAAAUGAUAAUGCAGAGCUAUAUUGUAAAGUUGGAGUACCCUUUGUGAUGGGAACUACUGGUGGAGACAGGGACCGGUUAUAUAAGAUAGUAGAAGACUCUAAAGUUUAUGCAGUAAUUUCCCCACAAAUGGGUAAACAGGUUGUUGCAUUUCUUGCAGCCAUGGAAAUUAUGGCAGAGCAAUUUCCUGGGGCCUUCUCGGGUUACUCCCUACAGGUGAUGGAAUCCCAUCAAACAAGCAAAGUGGACACAUCUGGAACUGCUAAAGCUGUUAUUUCUUGCUUCCAGAAAUUGGGGGUGUCUUUUAAUGUGGACCAAAUACAAAUGAUACGGGAUCCCCAGCGACAACUUGAGAUGGUGGGAGUUCCAGAGGAGCAUUUGUCUGGUCAUGCAUUUCAUAUGUAUCAUCUGACAUCACCUGAUCAAACAGUUUCCUUCGAGUUUCAACAUAAUGUUUGUGGUAGAUCAAUAUAUGCAGAGGGCACCGUUGAUGCUGUAAUAUUCCUUGCUAAGAAGGUUCAAUCAAAGGCAGACAAGCUGAUAUACAAUAUGAUUGAUGUCUUGCGUGAGGGUAACAUGCGAUGAAGUUGGAUCAUUCAGAUUUGUAUUAGUAUUUAACUUAGCUAAAGAUUAUUGGGAUUUUGGUUAAGUAGCAUGGGGGUGGCAAUUUUGGAUUCAUAGAUUUGGGCCUAACCAUUUUCUUGUUUUAUUUUAGAACUAUGCAAUUAAUUGUGUGAAUGAUAGUUUGGAUUGGUGGGAUAUACUAAAAUGUUCAGAUAUGAACCUCUAUCGAACACAAUGAUUGCACGCAAAGAUUCAAAUACCUAAUUAAGGUUUUAUUUGGCAGGGAGGAUUGAAAAGUGAAAUAAGAGAACAUGUAAAAAGAGAUUAAUGUCA